Molecule: messenger RNA, 3899 nt
Organism: Siniperca chuatsi (mandarin fish)
Lineage: Eukaryota; Metazoa; Chordata; Actinopteri; Centrarchiformes; Sinipercidae
Product: vesicular inhibitory amino acid transporter-like
Exons: 9
Coding region: 1-2145 (714 amino acids)
Biological process (GO): amino acid transmembrane transport
Cellular component (GO): vacuolar membrane
Molecular function (GO): amino acid transmembrane transporter activity
Source: RefSeq, a predicted model, not a curated record
AUGGCUCCUCCUGCUGCCCUGCACAACUCACCACACUCUGGGGCAAAACUGAAGCAGCCAGUGUCAGUCAAGUUCCCCCAGACCUUUAGACCUCCAGAGGCAGGGAGGCUGACUCUGCAGACAGCGAGGCUGAAGAUGGGCUCUCUUCACAGGGCUCAGAGCUCUAGGCAGCCCUGGAGUGCUUCUGGGUCUCUGUGGGGCUGGGCACUGUCGAGGUUACACCUGGACUGGACAACAAGGUUCUUUCAGGAGGAUGAAGAGACGCUGAUUCUGACCCACAGUGAUGAGUUGAACAGAACCUAUUGUGAAGACAACAGAUUGCCUUGCGACAGCAUCACAAACAAAAAUAAUACAGGCUCUGAUUACACCAGAAGAAACAAAACAUCAUUUAGAAGAAGCAGCCUGUCUCUGAUUGAGCAAGAUAAUAGCACUAUGAGGGAGAGACCAGCUCCUAACCUGAAGGGAUCCAGCAGCACCUUACGGCAGGAGAGUCCAGCUUUUAAAGAAACCAGAGCUACUGUAAUCUCCACUGGACCCAGUAGCAUCACCAUAACGUCAGCGGUUUCCACUGCAGACUCACUUUUGUUCAAAAACACCAGACGUUAUGGUAAAGGAAGAAGAUCUUCUGAGAUGCAAGCUGACAAGAUGGGGAGCAACAGCGAGGAGAACCCGAGUUUCAACCAGAACCAGGGUAACAAGACAAGAUCCUACAGGCUGGCUGGCCUGCUUAGAGGGAAUAUGCAAAAACUGAGACUUUCUGAAGAUAGAGAGGAGCUAAAGGAAUUAGAGAAAACUGUGGAGGGAACUUCUCAGCUCUGUAUCAACCUUGAAGAAGAGAGAGCAAGGAUGAGUUUUGCUAAUCCAGUUCAGAGCCCCCAUACCGGCACCACAGGUCUGAAUCCUACUGCCACCCUCACCGCCUGGGAGGCUGGCUGGAAUGUCACAAAUGCUAUACAGGGUAUCUUUGUCUUGGGUUUACCCUUUGCUCUGGUCCAGUCAGGUUAUUUGGGUCUUGUUCUGUUGGUUCUGUCAGCCUGGGUCUGCAACCACACAGGGAGGAUCCUGGUGACCUGUCUUUAUGAAGAGGAACAAUGUGGAGGGUCUGGCUCGGUGUCAAAGGUCAGAGUCCGACACAGCUACCAGGACAUAGUGGAGGCCUGCUGCAAAGGACUGUGGCCCAACUGUCCUGGACUGGGGGGGUGGAUGGUUAAUGUAGCUCAGGUGAUUGAACUGUUGAUGACCUGUACCCUGUAUCUAGUCGUCUCCACCAGUCUGUUGUCUGACAGUUUAUCAGGGAUGGAUGUUCCUAGAUCGGUGUGUUCUCUGGUGUCUCUGAUGUUCCUGCUGCCCUGUCUGCUGCUGACUGAUCUCAGACCAGUCUCUACGCUCAGCCUGCUGUGCUCCCUGGCUCACAUACUGAUCAGCCUGUUGGUCAUGCUGUACUGUCUGAGUCGAGCCAGCAGCUGGUCCUGGUCCUGUCUGUCUCUGUCUGUGGACCCGGAGGACUUCCUCGUCUCUGUGGGCGUCAUCAUCUUCUCCUACACCUCGCAGAUCUUCCUCCCUCCUCUAGAGGGCAGUAUGGAGGACAGAGGGCAGUUUAAUGCCAUGCUGGCGUGGACUCAUGGUGCCGCCUGCAUCAUGAAAACUAUGUUUUCUUUACUGGCCGUGUUGACAUGGGGGGCAGAGACCAGUGAGGUCAUCACAGACAACCUGCCUUCUGACCUUCAACCUCUCGUCAACCUGUCUCUGCUGGCUAAAGCCCUGCUGUCCUACCCUCUGCCAUUCUACUCUGCUGCUGAAAUACUACAGACCUGUCUGCUUGGAGAUGCUGUUUUCUCGUCGUACUCCAAACAUGGAGGUGAAGGAGUGUCUCGUCCGGCCCUUUUGGUUCGCGGUGCCAUGCUGAUGACAUCAUACCUACUGGCCCUGCUGGUCCCCAGGUUCUCCCUGUUGAUGGGUUUGACAGGCAGUGUGACCGGGGCAGCCAUGACACUCAUACUGCCGUGCCUGUUUCACCUCAGACUGCAGUGGGGCCGCCUCACUGUGAGGGACCGGCUGAUAGAUGUGUGUAUACUGAGUCUAGGAGUCAUCUGUAGUGUGUCUGGUGUGAUUUGUUCAGUAAAAAGACUGGUGGAAGGACUAUAGGAGGGAUGGAUGAUGAAUUGAUGGAUGGAUGGACAGAUCAAGCAGGUCAUUUUGAAGCACAGUUGCAAGCUCUCCUUUGUAAUAUUUUCAGCUUUAUAGCUUUAAUUAUCCACUGUACACUUUUUGCCCAGCACCAAACAGCAGAUAGACAAAGUUGGCAAAGCAAAGCCCGAUGGAGGGCAGAGCAUGUACGAAACAGAACUGUUUGUUUCUGCUUCCUCAAAGUGGCCAAACAAUUGGUUACUGCAGGUUUAAACAUCAUUAAAAAUUCUAAAAUAGUCCUAGUCCUGUUGACGUAAAAUAGACAGUUUGGGCCAACUUUUUUAAAACUUCUUAAUCUUUAAUUGAUGUUUAUUUUGAGUUCAAAUUCUUAUUUAAAAUGAUAAUGAGAUUUACUUUAAAAAAAUAAUAAUUUAACGGCUAAAUUAGUAAAUUUAAAGUGACAAACUGUGUGUCUGGUCAGGGGAGAAAUGCUCAACAUAAACCAAAGCCAGAAAAAAAAGUGGAAGAGUGUGAUUAUUCCCUUAGGAUAUAUUAGAUAUUAUCUGCAUAUAGUGAGAAAGUUUAAUAAUCUAGUAGGGAGUUAUUCAAAGCGCAAAAGAUUCAUGUGUCUGACCAUGUGAAAUCAACCCUCAAAGAGUUCAUUAUUGGAGUUGAACUAAGCCAUAAAGAAUAUGUACAAAUUUCAUAUUGUACAGUUCUACAGAAGCAGUGAAUCAAUGAGAUCGGACAGGGUAGAGUGCAUAUCAUGCAGAGUAUGUUUUUAUAUUGCAGAUAAAUAAUAAAUGAAGCUGUAAUACAUAAAGGAAAACAUCCACAUCAGUGUAAAUUUUAAAUAGAUUGUUUGUAGAGUUUGUUUUAUUAUUCAAUUUUACCAUGAAUGAAUUUGAUUAUUACAUUAUAAUAGAACUCAUCUUUUGAAAAAAAAAAGACAUUUUCAAUACAACUAAAGGUCAUGUCAACUGAUGAAGACCAUGUGAUGCAGCUGAAAUCUCCGGAAAAAGCUAGUAAUGGUCCUUGAGAUGGUAUUCAGAAUGCAAUUAUGAUCUUUUGGUGUUUCUUUUUUGAAGCAGUCUUGUCAUUUUCCCUACAUAUAAUGUACAUACUGAACAUCAUAUGGAAGUAAAAUCAUUUAGUUGCCAUAGUGAAAUAUUACACAUGAUGCCAAGUGAAGUGAGUGAUGAGAAUUAAUCAACAAUACAAAAUAAAAGUCAGUAUGUCAGCCGCAUGUUUCUUUAAGCUUCUUAUGCAUUCAGCUGUCACCAGCGGAGAUGUUUGUGGCAUUCUAUUAACCAAACCAUCAAAACUUAUUAAUCUCAUUUCCCACGCUGUCUUGAUUGUGAGAAGAAGAAGUAAAAGUAAAUAUGAUUCAUGUUUUUUGUGACUGCAUUGGACAGCAAAAGAGGACUGUCACAAAGUUGGUAAUACAGUGAUACAAGAAUGUCCCAGGUUUUUGCUCGCAUGGAGUUUUGUUAAAUAUGCUGUAAUUCAAAAGUGAACCAUGAAGAGUGCAAAUUUUGUUCCAGUCUAUGGUGUUGCUGUAAGGAGACAAGAUAAUUGUGGCAAUUAGUGGAACAAGCUGGACUACAGUACAGUUUAUUCUAUUUUUGAAGAUUUAAUGUCUAGAUGAACAUUUUUGCUGUGCAGCAUUAUUGUAAAAAUGCAGUCUUCAGUGAUUUAAAUGUGUGAACUUUAUCUUCAUUGUGAAAAUUGUCUAAUUUGGCUUCGGGGGAAAGUAAACAUUAAAAACUAUA